AUGGGUGUGACGCCUCUUACAACAUCAGCAAGGGUGCAGCCCAACUUCCUUGAUGAGGACUUUGCUCAACAUGUCCGUCCACUGUUAGAAGAACUUCACAUUCCGGGACUGAGCAUUGGAACCGUGGAUGCGGGAAGAGUGUCAGCACAAGGGUAUGGGCUGGCGAGGUUCCCAGAUAUUGAAGCAAAUUCAGACACCCUGUACUAUGUGGACAGCACCACAAAAGCCAUGGUUGCGGCGGCUACUGGAGUGCUGAUCCACGGCGAAAAGGAGGAAUCCCACCAGUCACUACUGGCUACGCGAACGGAUGGGCAACGACCAUCCGAUCAAUGCUGUCGCGCAAGUUCCGACUCUGCGAUGAAUCCAGAGGCCAUUGUCCAGGCGUACCAACAUGUAGGGUACCUGACCAAACUCUUUCGAACGUCAUGGCAAUACAACAAUAUGAUGUACAGCGUCGUGGCCGAUGCAUUGAUGGUUGUGACAUCGUUGGAUUGUGGACGAUUGCUGAAAAAGCUGAUAUGGGAUCCACCACGCAUGACUUCGACAUACUGGAGACUGGAAGAGAUACCGACACAGAAGCGACAAAAAGACCUGGCAAGAGCAUACUACUGGGUUCAAGGGGGGAAACAAGGAGGAGGCCAUACCGUCGGUCAUGGAAUUCACACGAUGGAUUCUCGAGCUGCUCAACGCGGCCAAACAAUCCAAGGCAGCAGCGAGCUCGAACAACGACGCGUCAUUACCAAGGAGCUGUUCAAAGAGCUCGCCACCACUCGAUCAAUAGUACCCGAGGAGGGGACUUUAGACCAUCAUCGCACAUACGCUCUAGGCUGGAUGUUAGCCCCUCUCAUUGCGGGCAUCGAACAUCCCAUCAUGUGUCAUGGGGGAGGCUUGAAUGGAUUUGGCACACAGGUAUACAUCUUACCAAACGACGACUUCGGCGUGGUCACAAUGGGCAACACCGCAACGUCAAGCAGUAUUGUCGGGGAAAUCCUGGCUCUCGGACUCGUAGCAAGGAAACUUGAUCUGGACGCUGCAGAGAAGGACAAGUUUGUAGAGACAUUGAGAGCAAAGCUGCCACCGGACGCGGCUCCAGAUACUGCGGCGAGGGCGAAGACGGGGCCUGCAUUGCCUGCGUCCGUCAUGGACGAAGUUGCAGGAAAUUUUUGCAAUCCUUGGUCGGCGAAUACGGGCAUGAUGCGUUUGGACGCUUCCGCGUCUCAAUCUACGAUGGUCUCGGUCAACAUGGCCCCAUUGUGUACCCGCCAUGGAUUCCAUAUUCGCAGCGUGCCAAACGAGAUGAACAAAGAAAUCAGUUUCCCUGCCUGGAAGUCGUACCGCUCGGCGCGCGAACCUGGAGUUACAAGCCGCUCCUACAUUUGCGGCCGGACUAUCAACAAGGCGUCCGACACAUGGGCUGCUGUCAAACUCAGCCAUGAAGAGGCGGCCAUCUGGGCGGGUACGACUUCUCCCUCAUGUAUUCUGGGCAUGAGACUUCUGUCAUCGCUGAUUGAUACUGAUGGAGACGACGAGGCAGGCUGGGAAGAGAAGAUGGUCUGGUUUACGCCUGUAACCAAAUGCAAAUAUGCAGACCAGGACCUUUGGCCACGAAUUCAACAAGCCUACAAGGUGGAAACCGGCUAUUACCAAUUCGUUGCGACACUAUCUUAUGGCUUGCUCUGGUUGCAAAUCGCCAUUGGAGCCACGGUAACAGCAAUCGGAUCCGACAGCAAUCGCCGCGCGAGACUAGCAGUUACAAUUCUUGGGGCCAUCAAUACCUUUAUUGCGGGUAUCCUGACUUUCCUCAAGUCUCGCGACCAGCCAAACAGAGCACUUCAAUUUAGAAAUGGACUCCGGGACGUGUGUAACGAGUUGUGGCGCGCAGAUGCUGCCUUGCGGGACCCCCCCUUCAGAUUAUGA
Messenger RNA from Cladophialophora bantiana CBS 173.52, 1917 nucleotides. RefSeq lists its product as uncharacterized. The coding region runs from base 1 to 1917 and encodes 638 amino acids. The record is from RefSeq and is a predicted model, not a curated record. The transcript is spliced from 5 exons. Lineage: Eukaryota; Fungi; Ascomycota; Eurotiomycetes; Chaetothyriales; Herpotrichiellaceae.